GGGGAUUUCCAGCGGAACAUGAAGGUAAGAGAUGCUGGAUGAUGGGGAGAGGGCGGCUCGGUAAUGCUACUCCCCAGCACUGCAUGACACCCAACGGGCAUGUGUACUGACACUUCUUGUUCUUACUGAGCUGGCGGCAUUGGACAUGGUGUUUUUAAUGCGCGCUGCUCUCUGUAAAUCCUGACCUUCAACAUACUGCGGCGGAAAGCCUGCAGCAAGGGCUUAAUAAGGUGGGGACUCUCCAUCCAGCACCCAAAUCAACCACCUUCUCAUGUCACGUUGAGGUGUUUUGGCUAAUGAGGAACCCAGAGAUGCCCAUUACAGCAUGAAAGAGCCCUGGGCACGGCGUAUGCUCGAAUUAAACCAAGCACAUCUUCACUUUCAUUAUUCCAUAUCGCUCUUUUGGAGGAUGAUUGCGGCUUGCUGAUUGCCCCCCGUCACACUGCACCGCUGUCCGAGGUCUUCCGGCGUCCAGUGGGAGAGAGGAUGGCAAGGCGUCCCACUUAAAGAAACUCCUGGGUUGUAGGAUAAGAGGUUGCAUGCUACGCAGCCCACUGCCACAGAUGGAUGCCAAGUUGCGAGAAGAUCUAUUCCGCAGGUAUGUGGCGUCCUUGGAGAAUCGGCUUGAGGAGGCAGCCGCUGAAGGAGAUCGACAAGGAGCCAAGACUGAGGAGGCACUGAUAUCUACUGCAACAGCACUGUUGGGCUCUUACCAGCUCGAUCCAGGGCAGCGCUUCCGCUUGGUUCGGUUCUAUGAAACUGCUGAGAACUCCCUGAGGACUCAGAGGAGCGCAAACUUGCAGACAUUGGAGACGGCCUUUGCGACGCUGGAAACCAUCUGUACCAACUUGCUGCUCUUUCCUUGGAAAAAAGAGUUCCGUUGCAUAAAGACCUUCACAGGGCCGUACGUGUACCAGUUGCAGUCGGUGAUAUGUGACGCAGACCUGCGUUCGCUGCUGCGCUCCAUGGGCUACUCAAGAGACCAGGAGCUGCAGUACCAUGUUCGGGACCAUCCAGGUGGAGCCUCGCACCUCCGGCAGCUGGCCUUCGAGCUGCUCCUGGCCCAGGCUGAGUGCCUUCUGCUCGGCGAGGUGGUGUCCAUGUCUCGGGGCUUUGCCUCGGAGCUGGAGGCUGUGGAGGUGAGGAGAAACACCAGAGAAGAUGCGGCAGGGUGCGCUGAUGCCCUCCGCCGACGAGACAGCCUUACAGGGGACUUGUCCCGCCUGUCGGUGCGGCCGCUGGACAUGGACCGUGCCCAUCUAAGGCGAAGCGGUCGGCCGUCCAAGUCGGUGGAUGUAACAGACAGCGCAGGACACUGGCACCAAGCCAGCAAGCCAGUGCUGAAGGCCUCGCUCAGCCUGCGCAAAGAGCCAUUGUUCGUCGACACAGAAGAAGACCUGAAGGAUGAAAUCAUCCGCCCGAGUCCUACGCUGUACCCUGUGGCGGCGCCGCCCUCUUACAGCCCAGUGGCUGACUUCUUCCCGAUUCAGUCGCCCCCAUCUGAGCCAUACUCCUACCACUUGUCCUCCCUGGAUGAGGUGGACUUGUACACUGAGCGGGGUCUGGGCGGCCACCAGACGCCCUCAAGGCCACAGAGCCGGGAGCCUCGAGAGUCCCGGGACAGUUGGGUCCUGAAGGGGCAUGUGAUGAAGUGCCAGGGCUGUGGCAUGGGCUGUCCUUCGCUCUCCUCUUGCCAGAGGUGCGACAUGAUCUUGUGUUCGUCCUGCCAUGCUGUGGAACCGGCGCCUUGUUGUGGCUUCCAGGAUUACACUAAAACUUCCCGCCCUUUGGAUGGCUACAUGCACAUCAAGGAGAAGUUGUCGGUCUACUCCAACGCCCACUCGCACACUCACCCUCACCCUCUUCCCCACGCUCAGUCCCACUCGCUGUUGCUGGACAAAGCUGUGAUGAGCACCAAGCUGUUUCCUGGUAAGGCCAUGGGUUCGGGCAGCAGUCCGGUGGUGGGCUCCAUGAGCAGCGGGGGUGAGCGGAUGAGUGUGGGCGGCUCUCGCUGUGGCUUCUGCAACAAGCCAGGCGCCUCUCACACCUGUGUCAACUGCUCCAAGGUGUCAUGUGACAUGUGCAUGAGCCUCUACGGCAGUGAUGUGUGCACCCGCAAAAACCCUCAUCAUAACUUUGUGCCCAAUCAUCAGCUCAAUUUCAAGUCCAGCACCAUAUCCCACCUCGUGUACCGAUAGACCAGGAACACAGUGUGCACUACACCACUGGCGCUGUUUUAGCUCUGCUUUUACCAUCCUUUAUUUACUUUUUUUUUUUUUUUUGGAAACACUUCCUGCUUCCAUUCUCAGUUGGCAGUUGUUUGGUUUUGGUCAUGUGAUCUUGCAGUGCAUUUCCUGUCCCUCAGUAGUUCUACUUUAUCAAGGAAAACAAAAAAAGCAGUUUGACCGGAGAUUUCCAUUCAGUAUCAGAACUUGUUAGCUUGAAAAAUAACCAUGCAGCACAUAGGAACUGUGAAUGUUUAGCAGAGACUUCACCCUGGAACUGAAUCGAGGGAGUGCGAACUUCUCAAACUUGAACAAAAGAAAAAAAAUAAAUUACACUGGAAGUAAAUAGUAUAUAUUUUGAAUUGUGACUCUAUAGAUCUAUGUAGACUAUCGCUCUCAUGGUGGGGUGGUGUUCCCAGUUGAAUGGGGCUUCAGUUGUGAGUUUGUAUGGGACUUCUAGUUGCUGUUAAGUCACUAUAUUGAGUCUUCUGACAAGAAAUGCCUUGUGGGUUUAUUAACCCCUAAGAAGUCAGCCUACGCUGUUCAAAAUGCUGCUGUUGAAAGUAAAACCAGGAGGGGGCGCUCCUGGCCUCUAACAUGCUUUGCAAGCAAACUUCAUGCACAUAACUGUUGAUUAUGUCAGUAUAUUUAUAUAAUUUUUUCCUCUGUCCAGUUUACCUUUACAUUGUUUUAACCUGUUAAGUCAUUGAAAUGGAGAAUAAUUUAAUAUUUUGCUACACUGAUUGUCAUGAGAAACAAUUAUUAUUAUUUUUUAAAUUCAUUGUACAAUACAUUUAUGGUGGUGUGUUUGCAUACAGUGAUGAACUAAAGUGUUAUUACUGGGUGAAUGUCACAAAGGAUUUUGUGGGUCAUAUUAGAGCCCUACAUUUGGGCC
Messenger RNA from Carassius carassius (crucian carp), 3120 nucleotides. RefSeq names its product spermatogenesis associated 2 (gene spata2). Bases 540 to 2198 code for a protein of 552 amino acids. Gene Ontology annotation, cellular component: cytoplasm. The record is from RefSeq and is a predicted model, not a curated record. Gene Ontology annotation, biological process: protein K63-linked deubiquitination; regulation of necroptotic process; regulation of tumor necrosis factor-mediated signaling pathway. NCBI's taxonomy places the organism in Eukaryota, Metazoa, Chordata, Actinopteri, Cypriniformes, Cyprinidae. The transcript has 3 exons.